Paramecium octaurelia is the source of this 1071-nucleotide messenger RNA. NCBI's taxonomy places the organism in Eukaryota, Ciliophora, Oligohymenophorea, Peniculida, Parameciidae. The record is from the annotation of a GenBank genome assembly.
AUGGCAGAAUAGGCAAAUAUUGGUAAUCUAAUAUUCAUGUGUAUCAUCACAGUUUCCUAUUCAGGUGCCAUAGGAUUGUGUAGAACAGUGAUAUUUUCCACUAUCUUGAAGAUAGAUGACUCAGUAAUCAACUCAGUCUCAGUUGGGAUAUUCACACUCAUUUUUCUAUUUGGCCCUUUUUCAUUGCCCUUAUAUCAGAGAAUUAUCUACAAAUUCACCUAUAAGUACUAUUCUCUAUUUGAAAUAGAGCAGUAUUUUGCAUAACAAGUUUAGUUAAUGUUAUCAGUACAACACUCUAUAUCAUUGUUAUUGAGUAGCAACCUAAGCAGAUUUAUUUGAUCAUUGCUAUAUUACUCUUUGAAGCAAUAGCAGCUCCAUUUCUGGCCAUCUUUUAUUGUGCAUACAAUUAUUAUGUUCGUAGCAUUUCCAACUCAAAAAAUAUUGGCAUCUACUUUGGAAUUGCCUACUCAUUAUUCAGUAUGUAGAAUUUCAUUGGGGAUAUCUAUAUCACCUUCGCAAAUUCAAUGUACGAGUAUAACGAAUAUUUCUAUUAUCCAAUGUUAUUCAUAUCCUUGAUCAUAUCCAUGUUAUAUCUUUUUAUCAAAGAACCUAAAUUUGGAUAUAAAUCAAAUUCUUCCCAAAGCAUCGAUUUACAUCAAAGGAUGAAUCAACACAUUUAUGGCUCUUAUGAAGAAUAGAAUCUACUAUAGAGAGAUGAAGAUCCAUCCUACUCCAAUUAAUUCAUUCAGAUUUGGACUGUACACAAAAAGGACCCGCUCUUUAUCUACAUCAUCCCCACGAUCAUUUCUUUAGGAAUAUUCUCAGCCUUUAAUGUUGCUUACUCACAAGAUAUGAUUGUGCCUCAUUAUACCAUGUAAUUGAAUCAAGAACUUAUUGCUGGAUUAACACUCCAUGGAAUUGGCUAAUUUCUGGGUGGAAUCACUGUGGGAUUGAUCUCUGAUAUAUAUGGAUACCUGAAUUUACUAAUUAUACUAUAGAUUUUUGCGAUUUUUACUUACAUAAUUUCAGUAAAUUUAUAAUAUUAAAUAAGGAUUGUUGGUGAAACAACCU